Molecule: messenger RNA, 4262 nt
Organism: Amyelois transitella
Lineage: Eukaryota; Metazoa; Arthropoda; Insecta; Lepidoptera; Pyralidae
Gene: Tom70
Product: mitochondrial import receptor subunit TOM70
Exons: 2
Coding region: 197-1837 (546 amino acids)
Molecular function (GO): protein binding
Source: RefSeq, a predicted model, not a curated record
AACACUCAUGUCAUGAUGAAAAUGUCAAAAAGUUGUCUAUGGUAGACCUUUAAUCGCUCGUUGCAUCAAGAUUUAGAAGAAAUGGUUAAAAAAGCGUAAAGUAAAUUUAACGUUAUUAUCUGUUUUUCUGUGAGUUUUAUAUUAAAUGGUGAAUCCGUUUCGUGCAACAAUAUUUAGAUAAGUUUCGGCAAAGAAUAUGUCGACGGGCAGUACUCCCUUUCCCAAAUGGCAAUUGGCCAUACUUCUCGGUGCACCUUUAGCCAUCGGCUUAGGUUACCUUUAUCUACGAAAUAGAUUAGAAGAUUCUGAGAGUAAAAAAGUUGCAGAGCUUAAAGCGAAGACAACAAUAUCUUUGGACAAUGAAGAUAAUGCAAAAACAUCAGAGACUGCUAUCGACCGUGCUAUGAAGUUGAAAGGUGCCGGAAAUCGUGCUUUUCAUGCUGGAGAGUAUGAUAAGGCUAUUGCUUUAUAUAACGAAGCGAUUGAGGCAUGUCCUCCUGAUCGUCCAGUCGAUCUAGCUACUUUUUAUCAAAAUCGUUCAGCGUGUUAUGAAAAACGUGAAAUGUGGGAACAGGUAAAGGAAGACUGCACUUUUGCCCUCAAACUCAAUGAGAAGUAUGUUAAAGCUUUCUUAAGACGAUCACGGGCAGCUGAGAAAAGUGGCGAUCUAGUGCUGGCGUUAGAAGACGUCACUUCUGCCUGUAUUCUUGAGAGAUUUCAAGUACAAAGUUCUUUGGUAAAUGCUGACCGAAUUUUAAAAGCCCUUGGCAGACAACAUGCCCGAGAAGCGCUUGCCAAACGUCGUCCCGUCAUGCCAUCAAAGCAUUUUAUCAAAACCUACUUCUCAGCAUUUUCUGAAGAUCCUGUAACAAAAGUUCAGUUAGAUGACCAAGAAACUGGUGGAUUUGCUAAAGCCAAGAAGGCCUUUAAUACUCAGGACUAUGAUGCUAUUGUAGAUGCAUGCACAGAAGAACUAAAUUCAAGUGGAAAGUAUAAGAAUGAAGCCUUAUUAUUGAGGGCUACAUUUUAUUUGUUGCUUGGUAAACAUGAUGAAGCACAAGCUGAUCUUGGACAAGUCAUUGAUAGUGAUGCUCCUACUAAGGUCAAAGUCAAUGCUUUGAUCAAGAGGGCAUCCCUGUUCACUCAGCUAGAGAACACUGAACGCUGCCUUGAAGACUUUGCCCGUGCUGCACAGCUAGACCCACAGAAUUCUGAUGUUUAUCACCAUCGUGGUCAGGUUUAUUUACUAGUGGAAAGAAUGGAUGAAGCCACCGCUGAAUUUGCUAGGGCAGUAGAACUCAACCCUGAUUUUUCUAUUGCUUUUAUACAGAAAUGCUACGCUGACUACAGACAUGCUCAGAUAAAUAAAAAUGUUGGUGCACUCGCCCAAGUUAAAGCUGACUUUGAAAAAGCUUUAGAAAGAUUUCCAAAGUGUGCAGAGGCAUAUAUUCUGUUUGCACAAGUUUUGUCAGAUCAGCAGGAGUGGGGCCGGGCUGAAUCACUGUUUGACUCCGCCCUGUCUGUAGACCCAAGCAAUGCUACCCUCUAUGUACAUAAAGGUCUUGUGCAAUUGCAGAAGAGCACAGAUUUUGACAAGGCAGUGAAAUUGAUCAAUAAAGCCAUUGAGAUGGAUGACAAGUGUGAUUUUGCAUACGAGACUCUUGGAACCAUUGAAGUACAGAGGGGUAAUUUGAGGCGAUCACUAGAGUUGUUUGAAAAAGCAAUAGCUUUGGCAAAGACGGAGUUAGAAAUGACCCACCUGUACUCACUUAAGGAUGCAGCGGCUGCUCAGCUGAAAGUAUCUGAGAGGUGGGGCUUGGAUUGGACUGUUAGUUAGGUCCCUGCUGCCACAAUGUCGUCAAUACUGUGAGAAACUUACUUGGCAUACACCAGAAUACGUCCAAGUUAGGCACAUUGUUCAAUUGGUUCAUUAUUGUGAUUUUAAAAACUUUUCUCUUGUCAUCCCCACUUUUGCGUUUCCUUUAAUUAAAUACAACAUUUCUGUUGAAAAUAAGAACAAUUUUAAGCUCUGAAUAUAAAUUAUAGAUUUUAUAUCUACAUAUAUGCUAGCAUUUAUUCUUCCACUACAGAAUAAUUCCAAUAAUUAAACUGUAUUUAUCAUUAAUGGUGUUUCAUCCAAAGAAAAUUGAGACUUACGACUGUUAUUAAUUUACUUUAAAAAAAUGUAAGUUACGAAAUGGAAGUAAUUAUUAUGUAAUUCAUGUGACUAGUUUGAAAAGUUUAUUUUGAAACCAACUGAAUUUGUACAUGAAUAAAGUAAUAAAUUAUUUAUUGUGAAUGAAUAGCUCUUCAUUGUAUUGUCUUAUUUAGGAUUUCGAAAUUUUAACAUUGUAGUUACAAAUAAACCUUUAUUAUAUUUUAUCUGCCGGAUCCUAGUACCUAACGGGAAUAUUGAAGCUCCUUAUUGAGGUUUCAUUUGCAAGGUUAGCACACACUGUGAUUGAACUGAUGUGAUUUGCGUAUGAUACAUUUUAGUUGUGUUUUUAGUCAGUUAUUGAUUUUGAAUAGUUACAUUUCAGACACUUAAACCCUGUGUACUGUGGGUGCUAGGCAGAAUAAAAAUUUUUUCGUCAAGACCUUUAUAUGUAUUUUGUAACUGAUUGUUGUAACUCUGCUACUUUGAAGAAGUACCUUUUGUAGUGUGUAAUUUGAGGUUGUUUGUGUUUAAAAGUGAGCUUUUAAAGAAAUUAUUUUAUAUAGUGUGUUGGCCUUGUACUUCAUAUUGAAGUAAGUAUUGCCUGUGCAGUGGCCAUGGAAAAUAGUGUGUGCGUUCAAAAUUUUGAUUUAAGUAUAAAUUGAACAGUUUAAAAAUUUGAUGACAAACAAGAGAAAAGUAAUCUACAAGUCCGUAAUUAAAAGCUAAAUCUUAAACAGUGCCUGGUGAUGACAUUAACUAUGUCAUAGUUUUGAUUAAAAUAAUCCACAUAUAUAAUUGUUAUGCCACCCUUCUGCCGAAAUUUUUCAUAAAACCUUGUGAUAUUUAAACUUCAGUGCUCAGCAGGAAAUAAUUCACAUCAAAUUUGGAAAGAGAAAGUUUUGGAAGUAUGUGGCGCUCGCUGUUUUGAAAAACGUCGUAAUCGCAAGUGCUCUUUGCCAAGCUAGAUAUGUAAUAGAGACGUUAUGUUUGUUUGCAAUUAGGGAUUUCGAUAUUGUUCACUGCCUUUGUAUCUUGCCUUGAAUAAUGUGCAAAAUACUUAAGUCAGUACAUCGAUUUAUUCAAAAGAACUACAUUGCUGUUUAUGAUCUAGUCGAAAACACAUUCGUUUGAAUUUAUUUCAGUCCUGAAGGAUAGUUAUCUUGCGCCUUCUGUAUAUUUCUUGUUAUAUUGCCUAUUCUGCUUUAUGUAAAUACCCUAUUUUCUACUUUUGUGACAAACAUGAUUGAUAGCACAUUUUAUUAGAAAAACAAAUUGUUGAAUAGGGCACUACAUUAUCAUAUGUUAAAAAUAAUUAAUGUUUUUGCCAUAUUGUCGCCAUCAAAUAUGCUAUUGUUAGGUGUGUAAUUAAAACUGAGGCGAAAAGACGCUGAAGACCAAUCGCGCCCCACGGCUUCUGUUCGGACACUUCCGAUUGGUAGACUACACCUCCACGAAGUAAAGGUACAACUUGUGUGAGCGUUACGCUUGUUCGAUGACCACAUAUUAAUAUGACAGUCUUGUACAUUGAAAACUGUAAGGUCAUAUUAAUUCUACAUAUAAUGUAUAUAAUAGAUAGAUGUAUAUUUUCGGCUUAAUUAAAAAAAUAUAUAUUUCAGUUGUUACUUUUUAACCAUCUGAUCGUGCUUAGUUUGUCAAUGAUUGUUACCUAAUCACUUAUUAGAUGUUAAAAUUGCAUUGAAAUAAAUCCAAAUACUGGUGUGGUGUUGAAGUACCAACUAUUUUGUCCAAUCAGGCAAGAGCUCGUACUUAUAUGAAGCUUAUGUCUAUGUUAUUACGGUCACAGUUCAUUUCACCUUGAUGAAGAUGUAUGAAGUAGUGCGCUUUACAUUGGUUGUUAGCGCUGGGUGCAUUCGAUCGUUUCUGUUUUCAAUAUUUCAGUUGCCAUCCAUGUCAUCAUUAUAAUGUUUUAUAUAUCUACAAUUUUAACAGGGAUAAUUAUUCAUUGAAUGCACCCUAAAAUCGUCAAAUACUUAGAUUGUGAGUUAGAUUAUAGCUGGUAAAAAAGUUCUUCAAGAGUUGUUACCUCACCGAUAGUGAAUAGUUAUCAAUUUAUGAAAACUUCGUAAUACAUUAUUGAAAAGUA